AAGCCAAAAUAUCUCACGAAUUUAGGGAACCCACGCGCCCCUCCACCUUCUCUUUCCUCCAAUGGCUUCUCGAAUUUGACCUAGCUCAUACAUGCAAAAACUUCUAUCUUUUUCAGAGACCAUCUCAAAUCAAUCACAAAUAGUUUUGUGUUCUUCUUCAUCAUCAUCCGUCAAUCUUAUCUGAACCCCUCUGCGGAAAUCGGUUGUUUUUAUUUCUGUUUAGGUUAAUUUAUCGAGGGCCAAGUGAUUAUGCUUAGGGUUUCAGCAUAGAUGAUGGUAGAUUCAGUAAUUAGUAGGUUUUUGUUAUUAUUAUGUAUCAAUUGUAUGGAUAGAGAAUGCCGGAGGUGCGCAAUGGAGUACGCCGUGCACGUGCUCCUGUAGUCGAGAAGAAUAAGAGAGAAGGUAGGCCCAAUAAGCGAUCGGAGCAUUUGGUGGGUAAUCACGUUAAGACUCGAGCGGCUGCAGCUAGGGAAGCGGCGGCGGUUGGUGUUGAACCGAAGCAACAAAAGAAGCCGCGGCUGCCGACUAAGAAGAAAAAAGAGGGUUUAGCAAAAAAGCCGGUGGUUGUCAUUUCUGAAGCAGAGGAGGAUAAAAAACGAACAGAGGAAACAGGAGAAGAGACAUUCAAAGUAGCAAUGGCGGAUGGAAGCGGUGGCUUGAGCGCUAACAAGGUUACAGGCCAGGAAGAAGAAGGGAAUACCGCCCCUUUUCCUGAAAGGGUUCAAGUAGGUGGAUCACCUCAAUAUAAGGUCGAAAGAAAAUUAGGGAAAGGUGGAUUUGGUCAGGUAUUUGUUGGUCGUCGUGUAUCUGGUGGAACUGACCGCAUAUCAGGUCCUGGUGCUACAGAGGUUGCUCUUAAGUUUGAGCAUAGAAACAGCAAAGGCUGCAGUUAUGGUCCUCCAUACGAGUGGCAAGUUUACAAUACUCUGGGUGGGAGUCAUGGAGUGCCUAAAGUUCAUUAUAAAGGAAAACAAGGAGAUUACUAUGUUAUGGUCAUGGACAUGUUGGGGCCUAGUUUGUGGGAUGUUUGGAAUUCUUCUGGACAAACGAUGUCAUCAGAAAUGGUGGCUUGUAUAGCUGUGGAAUCUUUAUCAAUUUUGGAAAAGAUGCAUUCAAGAGGUUAUGUUCAUGGAGAUGUAAAGCCAGAGAAUUUUUUACUUGGUCAACCAUCAACAUCUCAAGAAAAGAAACUAUUUCUUGUUGACUUAGGGCUAGCAACAAAGUGGAGAGAAAGUACAAAUGGUCAACAUGUUGACUACGAUCAAAGGCCUGACAUGUUUAGGGGAACAGUUAGAUAUGCUAGUGUGCAUGCACAUUUAGGAAGAACAGCAAGUAGAAGAGAUGAUUUAGAGUCUCUUGCAUAUACACUUGUAUUUCUACACCGUGGUAGACUUCCAUGGCAAGGGUAUCAGGGUGACAAUAAAUCAUUUCUAGUUUGCAAGAAGAAAAUGGCGACAUCUCCAGAAAUGUUAUGUGUGUUUUGCCCUGCUCCUUUAAGGCAAUUUCUUGAGAUAGUUGUGAACAUGAAGUUUGAUGAAGAGCCUAAUUAUUCAAAGUUAAUAUCUUUAUUUGAGGGACUUUUAGGUCCAAAUCCUGCAAUUAGGCCAAUAAACACAGAUGGAGCUCAAAAGAUUAUAAUCCAAGUUGGGCAAAAAAGAGGCAGAUUGAAUCUUGAUGAAGAAGAUGAUGGGCAGCCUAAAAAGAAGGUCAGAAUGGGUGUUCCUGCAACUCAAUGGAUUUCAGUUUAUAAUGCCAGACAACCAAUGAAACAAAGGUAUCAUUACAAUGUUGCUGAUGCAAGAUUAGCACAACAUGUUGAGAGAGGAAAUGCAGAUGGAUUACUUAUAAGCUCUGUGGCUUCUUGUUCUAACUUGUGGGCCCUUAUAAUGGAUGCUGGAACAGGGUUUUCAAGUCAAGUUUAUGAGUUGUCUCCUUUUUUCUUACACAAGGAAUGGAUUAUGGAACAAUGGGAGAAGAACUAUUAUAUUAGCUCAAUUGCAGGUGCUAAUAAUGGAAGCUCUCUUGUAGUCAUGUCAAAAGGGACACAAUACUCUCAACAAUCCUACAAAGUAAGCGACUCCUUCCCUUUCAAAUGGAUAAACAAGAAAUGGAGAGAAGGCUUCCAUGUCACCUCCAUGGCCACCGCCGGGACCCGCUGGGGUGUUGUCAUGUCCCGCAAUGCUGGAUUUAGUGAUCAGGUGGUGGAGUUGGACUUUCUUUAUCCAAGCGAAGGCAUCCACAGGCGGUGGGACAACGGCUACCGCAUCACUUCAACCGCCGCCACGUGGGACCAGGCGGCGUUGAUCUUGAGCGUCCCCCGCCGUAAGCCCGGGGACGAAACUCAGGAAACUUUAAGGACUUCUCAGUUUCCAAGCACACAUGUCAAGGAGAAGUGGGCGAAGAAUUUGUAUCUUGCUUGUGUAUGUUAUGGAAGAACUGUGUCUUGAUAUAAUACACUAUGUUAUGAUGAUAGAGGAUGAUGAUGACUGUAUGAUGGAGGAAGCCAUUUGUCUUUUUGUUAUAUAUUUUUUUUAAUAUUAUUAAAAGAAGGUGUUGUUUGUUGACUUGUUUUAAAAUGGUAAAAGAAGUGAUCGAUGGAUGUAAUGUUAGGAGUUUGGAAUUUGGGAAAGUAGACUAGAGUGAUUGAUGAUGAUGUCAUCUCAUGUGUUGUAAAACGAUUGUUAUAUUUAAUUUUGAAGCUGUAUAGUUGGCUGACUCCUCCCUAAACUAAA
Molecule: messenger RNA, 2732 nt
Organism: Lactuca sativa (garden lettuce)
Lineage: Eukaryota; Viridiplantae; Streptophyta; Magnoliopsida; Asterales; Asteraceae
Product: casein kinase 1-like protein HD16
Biological process (GO): protein phosphorylation
Molecular function (GO): ATP binding; protein kinase activity
Source: RefSeq, a predicted model, not a curated record